Messenger RNA from Rotaria sordida, 495 nucleotides. Lineage: Eukaryota; Metazoa; Rotifera; Eurotatoria; Philodinida; Philodinidae. The record is from the annotation of a GenBank genome assembly.
AUGAAUCAAUUAAAACGUUUAUUAAAUUCGUUAAAAAUGAACGAUACUCUUUAUCAACUUACGUAUCUUCUCAAUCCCAUUAUGCCAUUUCAAGGUCAAUGGUGUUAUCGUGGUUCAAAUGUGACUUUUGCCGAAUGUAAUAUUACAAUACCAAUUAGUUCUUGUACACAAUGUACAUUAUCUGGAAUGGUUAAUCAAACAAGAACAGAAUUAUGUGCAACAUGUUUGACUAACAGUCCUGAUAAAACUGGAUUAUCACAUGGAAUGAUUUUUAAUAUGACUGAACGAAUAUAUUCUACCUUAUGGUUGCUCAAUUGUGAACGUGAAAAUUGUAAUACACCGGCUGUUAGUGGAACUUCAUGUAAUAAUGAAAAUUCAAUUUUUAAAUCAAUACAACUAAAUAUUAAUAAAAGUAAUCUAUUGAGUAAUUUAACAACAAUAACAGCUUCACUAGCACAGGAUUAUCAUUGCGAUAUAUAUGAGCAAACAUUUUAA